Molecule: messenger RNA, 648 nt
Organism: Adineta ricciae
Lineage: Eukaryota; Metazoa; Rotifera; Eurotatoria; Adinetida; Adinetidae
Source: the annotation of a GenBank genome assembly
AUGUCAUCCAGCAGCUGUGCGAAAGAAAUCAGUCCUCAAUUACUCUGCCUUGUAACUGAAGCAGAUCCUAUACUUCACAAUCCAAUUGAGGAAAUGUCAUUAGAAGAUAUUCAUAGCGACGAAACAAAGCAAAUCGUUGCAAACAUGAUUUACUCGAUUAGACCAGAACAAUUAAAAAGUGCAAAUGCUCCGCAUAACAAAGCAGCGGGCAUGGCAGCAAAUCAAUGGAACAUCAGAAAGCGGAUCUUUCUAUUCUCUCCAAAUGGUAGUGAUGGAACUGUGAAAGUAGUAUUCAAUCCAACUUACAAACCAAUGAGACAGAUUCAAAAUACAACCGACGGAUCGCCAUCAACACCGGCCGAUGAAUAUACAAAUUUCUCUAAUGAAGGUUGCUUUAGCGUUCCGCAUGCAUACGGAAUAGUCGAGCGAUACACGCAUAUUGAAGUCAGUUACGUUGACGACCAAGGAGUUCAGCAUACGAAUGAGCAGCUGUCAGGUUGGCAAGCUCGUGUGUGGCAACAUGAAACAGACCAUCUUGAUGGCAUUCUAUAUUCGAAUAGGCAAUCAGGAAUCAACAACGGACCAAACUGUACGGCAUUACAUAGAUAUCAGAGUAAAGAUGAACUAGAACGAAAUUUUCCAAAGUAG